Molecule: messenger RNA, 248 nt
Organism: Drosophila subpulchrella
Lineage: Eukaryota; Metazoa; Arthropoda; Insecta; Diptera; Drosophilidae
Gene: Ir31a
Exons: 3
Coding region: 8-184 (58 amino acids)
Source: RefSeq, a predicted model, not a curated record
UGGUCUCAUGGAAGUGGAAAUAAUGAAUUGGAUUUUACAUAAAAACAGCCAGUAUACGGAAAUAUUUCGAACAGCAAUGUGCAAUGCUCAGGAAAAAGGAUUUGUGGAACGCAUCCUUCGACGGCGACAAAUCAAAAAGCCAGCAUGUCAAUCAUUAUACACUGUUUAUCCUGUGGGAUCCUGAUUUCCCUGCUGCUUUUGGGUAUGGAGAAAUUAUAUGCGUAUCUUGGCUUGGAAAAAUUAUGGAG